AUGAUAUCACCUUCGCUAUUGGGAGCUCACUGUAGCCCUGGCCCUGCAGCCAGCCAGGCCAGCAGCGAUAUCUCCAGGAACACCUCGGUGAUCCCUGGAUCGUCAGAUCGCAAAACUGCACUAGCACAGCAACGUGACGAGGAGAUAGAAGAGUCUAUACUGGCGGAGGACUCCCAAAUGAAGUGCCCCAGGACGGCCCUGGUCAACAAUACCCCUGGCGCUAUUAACACUAUAGCUGGUGGUUCGGACGGCACCAUCGAAAAGCAAUUGUUAAAGGCAGGCCAAGUGAAGCGCUUUAUAAAGCCAGCUACAAGCCUGGAGUCUGUCGUGGACGAUACCGGUUAUUCGUUCCAGGCAGCACCCUCUUUCAGUCGGGACCAGUUCUCUGGACCAAAGGCUAAACCAUACGUUCCCACAGCCCAAGAUGGACGCCAGCCGGAAAGGAACAACUUUGCGGCUCAAAACCCGGGAGUUGAUUCCAUUGUAUCUAAUCCACAGACCAUGGGUGUCGACGAAACAGCGCGGUUAACCACUGAGCCUGCUGCUGGCCAGCCUGCAUCAGUAUCAAUAAAGAAUAAGGUAGAACACCUACCCUCCGACUCGUCCACGCGGCUACAGUCACUGAAACCCCCCAAAUGUAUCAAUAAGGCCCCUGAGCCACGCGAGGAAGCCCCCGCUCCUGGUGUUUCACGAUACUUCUCGGAUUACGGCAGUUCAGAAGCGCAGAGUGCGUCUCAGCCUCCAAGGGGUCCCGGGUUACGACCCAAGAGCACAGAGGAUCAUGAUCGCCAUCUCAGCUUCAGCACUGGCUCCCCUGGCCAGCACACUGAUCAGUGUUCGAAAGUUCGAAGUAUCCAUAGGGAGGAGUGUCGUCAUAGUAUCGAACAGCAGACGCCAUCGUUACCAGAGACCCAUAGCAGGUGCCUCGAACUAGCCACGACUUCGUCAAAGUGCAGAAACUCGGAUGCCAGUACAGAACAUCAUGAUCGGCUGUUUUUCCAAGGGCGAGUUGACCACAGUCCGCGUGGCCACAAUCCAGAUGCUCUGCUGCAUCCUCCUCCGAGCCGGAUGCGAUUUCCACUGAAUUGUCAAGUUACACCAGCCCCCCAAGAGGCUGCUAUGGCAGAUUUGGCGAUGCCUAGUGCACGAAAAACGAAGAACGUUGACCAUGAAAGCCGCCGUUCGGGUCAUGCACAACAAACAAGUCGCUCUGUGUGUUUGGCCAAGCCUUCGAGUCCAUCGGCCUAUUCCGCGAUGUCAAGAGACUCCAACACUUCGAGACGUCGAGAUUCAGCAGUUGAAAAGAAUAAGUACCGCUCAGACAGCCGAGCCGAAAUGCAGAAGACGUUUUCCGAGUGGACUGCUAGACUUGAGGACUCCGAGAGGAAAGAGAAGAAGCUAAGUGCUAAGUUGCAGCUGCAAGCCGCCCUGAUGACCGAGAAGUGCGAUACUAUUGAGUGUAAAGAGGCCGAGGUCGCAGCGUUGAGAGAGAGAAUAGAGGUUGGGAAACGCCAGUUAAUCAAAUGCGGGCGUGAGAGGGAUACUAUCGCUACAGAUUACGACAAACUCCAUACUGAUAUUCAGGACCUCCAACAGAAAUACAAGCAGGUUCAAGCCGAGGUGAAAGAGAUGCAAUGUAAAAAUACUCAGGCAGAUGAGGAGGUUCAAAGGUUGAUGAACGAAAUUGAGGAACACAAAAGCAGGUAUGGCAAAAUGUCAACGCGACUCGCAGACUACAAAAUGCGCUUCAACGAGGCUCUUGACGAGCAGCAAAGGUUCUACAGACAUCAAAAAGCCUUUGUUGACCGAGCGAUCCUGGAUGCUGCAGAAAUGGAACGGAAAAAUCAUGACGAGAGCGAACGAGCCAUUGCUAGAGGGGAGCUGGUGCGCGACGAUCUCUCCAAGGCUCUUGAAGCUUGUCGCGCAUUUUCACGGAGAGAAUCUGAUACAGUCAAUGCCACGCUCAGAGAUAUCGAGGCAAAGCUACAAGAUACUCAGCAGCAGCUUUUGCAAGAAGUGGAGAGAUCAAAUAUCUUGGAAAGUCAGCUCGACGACCAAAAUCAACACGACAAGUUAUCGAGAAGUUUUCGAGCGGGGAUGGAACAGAUCCUGGCGCAGAUAGCGGGUGACAAAGAACUCACAAAGGCCGAAGAAUCUGAGCUCCGGCGCCGGGAUGAGAUGAUCAACGGCCUCACAGCGGCGCUCAAGGGGCAUUUCGAUGAGCUUGAAGCUGCGCUGCGCACGACCAACACCAGUCAGAUGGACUUACGACAUUCAAUGACCCAAGUUCAAGAGAGCAUCCAGAAUCAACUCACUACGCAGUUGGAAGGACACUGCUCUCGCGAAGCAGAUAUGCGCCAGGAGCUUAUUGAGAUGGCUGAAGAGAAGACUCAAUGUGCGACGCUUCUUGAUGUUCGAUACCGUCAACUAAAAGAUGUUGAGGUUUCACAUGAAAAGAAAACGGAAGAAGCCCAAGGCCUGCGCCUUCAGAUCGCGAGCCUCGAAAGUACUUCAAACCAGGAAGCGACUCUGGCGAACGAUAUUGUAGAGCUUCGACAGGCAUUGUCUAAUAAGGACGCCCAGAGCACCAUCCUGCAGCAGCAAAUUCAAGAUCUCAAUGUCACUCACCAGAACGAAAUUGCGCUUUUGAAAAAGAAUAUGGAGCUUGAAAUCUCUGGGCUGCACGAAGAGGCUAACUUCAAGACAUUGAAGAUCUGCGACAUGGAGAGCCAAUUGCGAGACCAGACUGAAAGGCGCCAAAAAGACACUGGAGACAUCAAAGAGCGCCUUACGAGCAUCUAUGAGAGUUUGAAGCAGAAAAGGGAGGAGCCUCUUCGUUCGGUUGUCAGUGACACUAUUGAUGCCGCGAUACAGACGGAGUGUCACGGGACAACAAAUAGCCGACGCGACGUUGUUUUCGAGGAUACUCUUAUCGUGCGUAGUGAAGUCCGAAAGGAACCGGACGAGUCUCCCAGACAUGUUCCUAUCCUAGAGCAAGAUACAACAGCCGAGACAGCUAGAUUACGGAGAGAUCUGGUUGACGCCGAGCAGCGAAUUGCCAAUCUAACUCAUAGGCUAAAGAGUCCAAGCCAGUCUCCCAUGGAUGAUGACGCUCUCAACAGGCUCAAGCAAACCGACAAGGAGCUCCUGGUGGCCAAGCAACAGUUGAGAAACUAG
Molecule: messenger RNA, 3177 nt
Organism: Verticillium alfalfae VaMs.102
Lineage: Eukaryota; Fungi; Ascomycota; Sordariomycetes; Glomerellales; Plectosphaerellaceae
Exons: 3
Coding region: 1-3177 (1058 amino acids)
Source: RefSeq, a predicted model, not a curated record